AUGGAAAUUAGAGUUUUGCAUAGAAAAAGAUCAGAUUAUGCCCCGGAAGGGCCUAACGAAAGGCCGAAACCAAUGAGAAAUCCGGAUCCAGAACUUCACCCAUUCUCAAGGGUAAGGAAAACGGCGAGAGAAUACACGAGAGCACUUAUCGCAACAAAGAUGGAUAAAAUGUUCGCUAAACCGCUAAUAUCGGUAUUAGAAGGACACAUAGACUCAGUAAAUACAAUGGCAGUCAGUAGAACGAGGCUGGCAGAUCUGUUCACAGGAUGCUGCAAAGGAGAAGUGAGAAUGUGGAAUCUGCUGAAAAAGCAAAGAGGAAAGAUAAUAGGAAGGCACGAAGGAUUCGUUAACGGUUUAUGCACAAAUAACGAUGGAACUCUUUUGUACUCGUGCGGAAACGAUAAGUACCUGAAGUGCUGGAAAGUGAGAGACGUUAGCAAGGUAGAAGAGCUGGAAGACGAGGAAGCAGAGUCAUUAAGAGAAUAUAACAAGCCACUAAUAGAAGAAUAUAAAGCGAAGUCAGAGCCGGCACACGCAUUCCUGUCGAGUAGCAUACUUAACGGACUGGAUCACCACUGGUCAAGUGACCUGAUAGCAACAGCAGGAGACGAACUGGACAUAUGGGACGGGUCAAGAAGCCUACCAAUCAUGAAGUUCGAAUGGGACUGCCAAUCACUGUACUGCGUUAAGUUCAACCCAUCAAACGUAAGCAAAAAAGCAAAUAAAAGUAAUCAGUUCAACGUGCUAGCGUCAACAGGAGCAGAUAACUCAGUGGGUCUGUACGAUAUAAGAGCAAACACACCAAUAAGAAAAGUUAUACUGAGGCUGAGGUCAAACGCAGUGAGCUGGAACCCACAGAAUCCAAUCAACUUCACAGUGGCGAACGAAGAUUCUAAUUUAUACACAUUUGACACAAGGAAGCUGCAAAAGGCACUAAUAGUGCACAAGGACUUCACAAACUCAGUAACGGACGUGGAUUACAGCCCAACGGGGAAGGAAUUCGUAGCAGCCUCGUUCGACAAAUGUAUACGGCUGUUCACAAUGGAAGGAAGAAGCAGAGAAGUCUACUCAAACAGAAGGAUGCAAAACGUGCUGUGUUGCAGAUUUUCGCUGGAUGGAAGAUUCGUAUGCUCAGGAAGCUCAGACAUGUGCGUGAGAAUAUGGAAAUCAAAUGCAUCAGAACCGAUGGGACCACGAACGUAUAGAGAACAAGUGACUUUGAACUAUCGAAACUCACUGAAGGAAAAGUAUAAAGCAUUGCCGGAAAUAAGAAGAAUUCAGCGACACCACCACGUGCCGAAGCUAGUGCUCAAGGAACAGAAGCAAAGACAGGAGAAGAUCACAGCGAAAAGAAGAAAAGAGAUAAAUAAGGCACUUCACACGAAGGAGACAAAAAUAGCGCAGGAGAAGGAGAAAGCAAUAUUGAACCAAAGAGAAUAA
This is a messenger RNA of Theileria orientalis strain Shintoku, 1440 nucleotides long. RefSeq lists its product as uncharacterized. The record is from RefSeq and is a predicted model, not a curated record. Bases 1 to 1440 code for a protein of 479 amino acids. Gene Ontology annotation, molecular function: protein binding. Gene Ontology annotation, cellular component: nucleolus; small-subunit processome. Gene Ontology annotation, biological process: maturation of SSU-rRNA from tricistronic rRNA transcript (SSU-rRNA, 5.8S rRNA, LSU-rRNA). The transcript has 8 exons. NCBI's taxonomy places the organism in Eukaryota, Apicomplexa, Aconoidasida, Piroplasmida, Theileriidae.